Molecule: messenger RNA, 582 nt
Organism: Neohortaea acidophila
Lineage: Eukaryota; Fungi; Ascomycota; Dothideomycetes; Mycosphaerellales; Teratosphaeriaceae
Product: mitochondrial 54S ribosomal protein YmL23
Exons: 3
Coding region: 1-582 (193 amino acids)
Biological process (GO): translation; negative regulation of translation
Cellular component (GO): ribosome; mitochondrial large ribosomal subunit
Molecular function (GO): mRNA binding; structural constituent of ribosome
Source: RefSeq, a predicted model, not a curated record
AUGUCUCAAUACGUCGGCAAGGUCAGGCGCAGGAGUUUCAUCCCUAACCUGGAGCAUCAGACCCGUUUUGCCUACGCGCGAGCCUGGCACCUCGUCGACCUCUCCACCGAUCCCCGCCCUCUCGGCCGUCUGGCUUCCCAGAUUGCCGUCGUCCUCAUGGGCAAGCACAAGCCCAUCUGGGAUCCUUCGACCGACUGCGGCGAUUACGUUGUCUGCACCGGCUGCAAAGAUUUGCGCGUCACGGGGAAGAAGAUGGAGCAGAAGCUGUAUUAUCGCCAUACUACGCGGCCCGGGAGUUUGAAAUCGAUCAGUAUGGGGAAGAUGAUGGAGAAGUUGGGCGGUGGUGAGGUGCUGAAAAGGGCGGUUCGCGGCAUGUUGCCCAAGAAUCGGUUGAGGGAUGACCGCAUGAGCAGGCUCAAAUCAUACUCUGCAGGCUUCGAAGGGCCAUCUCACCCCUUCAAGGGGAACAUCAUCAAAUUGGGCGAGAACACGAGCAGCAUAACGCAACAUCCAGAAGUGCAAGCAACUUUGCAGCAAGUGGCCUCGGGCACCACACAGUCGCCAGCUACUACGACACCGUAA